Molecule: messenger RNA, 770 nt
Organism: Melampsora larici-populina 98AG31
Lineage: Eukaryota; Fungi; Basidiomycota; Pucciniomycetes; Pucciniales; Melampsoraceae
Exons: 7
Coding region: 108-530 (140 amino acids)
Cellular component (GO): mitochondrion
Molecular function (GO): thiosulfate-cyanide sulfurtransferase activity
Source: RefSeq, a predicted model, not a curated record
CAUACAUACAUACUUUUAUCGAGCUAUCAACCGGUCGCUUUAACAUCAUUAGCCCAAACAAACUUCCACUUAUAAAUCCUUAGGCGUGAAUCUCAGUCCACAGCAAAAUGGCAAGUUCACAAGAGAUCGAAUGGGAUGGUUCCGAAAUCAAGUAUCCAGAGUUGAAACCAAUUACCUUGAAUCCCAGCAAGAAUAUCUUGUUGAUUGAUGUUAGAGAACCGGACGAAGUGGCCCAAGGUUCUAUACCAACUUCGGUCAAUUUACCUCUUUCGAAAUUAGAAAACAGUUUUGGAAUCACACCAGAUGAAUUUCUCAAGUUACAUGGGUUUCCAAAGCCUAAUGAAGAUCAAAAAAUGAUAUUUUAUUGUAAGAUGGGAAAGAGAAGUGGUCAGGCAGCUGAUUUAGCUAAGACGAAAGGUUAUAAAAAGAUCAAAGUUUACAAAGGAUCCUGGAUGGAUUGGGUCAGGAAUGAAGGUUCUGCACCAAAAUCCGGCUUGGUCAGCUGGGUUUUACGAAAUUUUUCAAUUUGACGUUUGAAGGCCUUUGAGAUGCAGAUUGAAGGAGCGUGAUGUUAGUUUCCUUGUGUUUGAGAUGUCGAAAUGGAUUUGUUUCUCCUGUUCUGAAUUUGGCCAGGUAGGUGCUGGAUGGAUUGAAUCUCCUUCAGUUCAUCGGUCGUUGUACAUAAUCUUUCUGGAGGAUUCAAAUCAUCAGAUAUCCUUGUUUGUUGGAACUUCGGACAUUGUAAGAUGGUAUACCCUUAUUUCAAAAGU